Molecule: messenger RNA, 810 nt
Organism: Cantharellus anzutake
Lineage: Eukaryota; Fungi; Basidiomycota; Agaricomycetes; Cantharellales; Hydnaceae
Product: Methylthioribulose-1-phosphate dehydratase
Exons: 6
Coding region: 1-810 (269 amino acids)
Cellular component (GO): cytoplasm
Molecular function (GO): methylthioribulose 1-phosphate dehydratase activity; metal ion binding
Source: RefSeq, a predicted model, not a curated record
AUGGACGACGCAGACUCACUGGUCAUCUCGUCUGACCCUCUCCAUCCCGCAAAUCUCAUUCCGGAGCUCUGUCAAUCAUUCUACCACUUGGGAUGGGUCACAGGCACUGGCGAGAUAAAGCGUAAGCCUUUCGUUCAGACGGACGACAAAAUAUCCUUUACUGGUGGCGGCCUUAGGUACAUUGCACCCAGCGGCGUUCAGAAGGAGAGAAUCGUCCCCACGGAUAUCUUCGUACUCCCAUAUCCCGCCCCUCAAACACCGUCUCCGCAUACAGAUCGUGUAUUUCUUCGCCGACCCCGUAAGGAACUAAAGGAGUCUGCAUGUACCCCUCUGUUCUGGAAUGCCUUCGAUCUCAGGGGGGCUGGUUCUUGCGUUCACACGCACUCUCAGCACGCUGUCAUGGCCACUCUACUUUGGCCCGGAGAAACGUUCGAAAUUUCCCAUCAGGAAAUGAUCAAAGGAAUUAGGAUCGGGGGUAUGGGGAAGGCUCUAUCGUAUUUGGACACGCUGGUUAUUCCCAUCAUCGAAAACACACCUUUCGAGGAAGACUUAAAGGACAGUAUGGCUCAGGCUAUGAAAAAGUACCCUGACGCUGCGGGCGUGUUGGUCCGUCGCCACGGAGUGUACGUUUGGGGUGAGCUGGGAACUCGGCUUCCUUUCAACAUUGGAACUCAAAGUCUGGUAUAUCCAGGUGCCGAUUGGGAGAAGGCGAAAACACAGACUGAGUGUUUGGAUUACUUGUUCGAGAUUUCUGUCAAGAUGAAGUUGGUUGGACUUCCCACCCUUCUUGGAGAGCAAGACGGGGCAUAG